AUGGAUCGACUGACCACUCUGACUGAUCGGAUGCGAGAAGUAUUGGCAACCUUGCCCAUGACUUCGGAGCAGUGGAUGCCGGAAGUCUGGAAGGAGAUGAUCAACGCAACCGCAUUGCUCGCUCUGCUCUCCUCGGUUGCCACGGUGGCGCCGGUCGCGAACAUGACUGUUUACCGGGCAGAUUUGUCCAUCAGUCCGUCGGUUUUACCUCCUCCCGGAUCCUCAUCGCAAGGUGAAGAGAUCAUUCGCCAGUUCGUCAACCUCAGCCGGUUGACAGAUUGGAGACUGGUAGACAAGAUCAAGUUCGAGGGUGACACCUUCGAGCCCGAAGGGAUUGUGCGCCUCGGUGAUGAUCGAUACUUUGUCUCUGCUGUUGAUGAUAUCAACAGAGCCUCCGGGGACGGCUUCGCGCACAUGAUGGUGUUUGAUGGGAAAGGCAGCCGCAUUGUCGAUGCAACAAUCACCGAGGCAGGGGCCGCCGAGUAUCACAAUGGCGGUAUCGACUACGACGGCACGUUCAUAUGGGCAACGCUUGCGCAGUACCGCCCCGACUCUACCGCCACCCUCGUCAAGAUACGGCCCGAUACCUUGCAGCCGGAACCCGUCCUCUGCAUCGGGGACCAUAUGGGAGCGGCAAUCCGCGAUGUGUCCAACGGGAACAUAUUGACCCUGAACUGGGGUUCCCGCCGCGCCUCGAUCUGGAACCUGAAUUACAAGCCUGCAGCCCCGCCCGCCCAUACUCCUCCGAGAGCCGUGAUCAAGAAUCCCAGCCAUUUCACCGACUAUCAGGACUGCAAGUUCUUGGGCCACUCUCAGCGAUAUGGAUUCCGCCCAGUCAUGCUGUGCUCUGGCAUCACCAACCUCUACAACACGACCAUUGGAGGCGUCGCGCUGGUCGACAUGGAAUCCAUGAUUCCCGUGUACGAAGUGCCGCUUACCAUGGUAUCGGACCGUGGCGUGUUGGUGACCAAGAAUCCGAUGGACGUCGCCAUUGUUGAUGGCCGCUUGAGGCUGUUCUUUCUGCCUGAUGAGCGGAACUCCACACUCUACGUCUAUGAGCCUGUGUGA
Molecule: messenger RNA, 1068 nt
Organism: Chaetomium strumarium
Lineage: Eukaryota; Fungi; Ascomycota; Sordariomycetes; Sordariales; Chaetomiaceae
Exons: 1
Coding region: 1-1068 (355 amino acids)
Source: RefSeq, a predicted model, not a curated record